Paraglomus occultum is the source of this 678-nucleotide messenger RNA. NCBI's taxonomy places the organism in Eukaryota, Fungi, Glomeromycota, Glomeromycetes, Paraglomerales, Paraglomeraceae. The record is from the annotation of a GenBank genome assembly.
AUGACGAUGAAAGAAGCUUUGCAGAAAGCCGGAGAAUCAUUAACACUCGUUGAGCACUUGAAGUCGUGUAAACGGCAUGAGGUACAAGACACUUUAUCUCUCAACAAUGCUAGAAAUAUGCCAAGUUAUAAGCAAAACGUCGCGAAGCGAAUCAGAAAGGUCGAGUCAUUUAAUAUAGCAAGACAAGAGCUCAUUAAGGAGAAACGGGCGCAUGUAAAAAAUUUAAGAAAAGAACGGGAUACAAUAAACCGUAUUAAUAUUCAAUUUGCAAAAUUCCUAAGACAAAGUGUAAUAGCUCCAUUCAAUGACGUAUAUGCUGACUACUUGGAUCAUUUUAUACAAGAGGAGAAAAUCAAGAAGGCUCAUAAUUUGUCUAAUUACAAUGAUAAAGUUCUCAAAGGCCUCGAGAGAGUAUAUCUGACGAAGAUAGAGAGUAUUAAAAACGCGAUUGGGAAGGAUCAUUCUUUCGAACAACUGAUCUCGCCAGAAGACAUAGAAAUGCUUGUACAAGAAUUAUAUUCUCUAGAAUUAUAUGGUGCAGCCCUGAAAAAAGCAAACGACAUAGAAAUAAGCAGUGAGAAUUUUGCGUUCUUAGAUAAAAGCAAUAACGGUCCUAUGAGGGAAAAAGUGGGCACGAUGCAAUCGCAAAAGCAUUACUCUUCUUCGUCUUUAUUUUGA